AGUCACACCAACGUCCUGUCGCCGGUGUCUGCUCCUUCAAAUUUUGCCUUUCAGUCCAUUGUUUUGUAACGAUAAUGCCCUGUGCUCGUGCCGCAAGGAAUCGGCGAUACUAGAACCCAUACCAUGCUAGUUGUUCACUUUCAAUCCCUGCUUCUUCUGACAGGCUGCUCACUUCGAUUGUAACCAAGUCUUCUUCAAGUCUGGAAUGGUCGAGUUGGGGAGGAUACACACGUUAGAAUUGUGAUACAACGGAAUUGAUUGGUAGCGAUUGGGCGUGGGAACUGGGUUAGGGGUUGUGAAGCACCAACUUACUUUCUGGAAACACAUUUGCGGACCCUGCGUAUCACAAGUUUUUAGGAGAGUGUGGUGUCUAUGGCAAUGAGCACUAUAUCUGUUGUAAUGCGGCUGUCGCGGAAAACUAAUUCCCUCGGAAUGGUAUGCGCUCUUCGCUCCAUGGGUUUGAGAUUUUCGUCGUUAGCGGAUGCUAGCAACGGAAGUGGGGAGCCUCAGGAUGUGGGGUUUAUUGGUCUCGGUAACAUGGGGAGUCACAUGGCUACGAAUCUGCUGAAGGCCGGGCAUCGCCUUACCGUUUACGACAGAAAUGAGGCAGUGAUGCAGACAUUUGCAGAACGAGGGGCAACCGUAGCUCACAAUCCUCGAGAAGUUGCAGAUGCUAGCGACGUUGUCAUCACAAUGUUGCCCUCUUCACCGCAUGUGGAGGAGGUUUACACAGGAAAAAAUGGAAUACUGAGCAAUGUUGGUUCAGUGCGGCCGUCGUUACUUAUCGACUCAUCCACCAUCGAUCCACACAAAUCCCGCCUGCUUGCAACAAAAGUUGCGAAGUGCAAACUGCUGCCGAACUCAAAGAAGGUAGUAGUAGGGGAGGUGCCAGUUCUGCUAGACGCACCCGUCUCAGGUGGCGUGGUUGGCGCACAAGCUGCAACUCUUACAUUCAUGAUUGGAGGACAUCAAGAGGGUUUUCAAGUUGCUGAGCCUCUGCUCCGUGCCAUGGGCUCACGAAUAGUUUAUUGUGGAGGCCCUGGCAAUGGUGCUGCUGCCAAGGUUUGCAACAACUUAGCCUUGGCGAUUAGCAUGGCCGGGGUUGCGGAAGCACUGGCACUUGGGCAGCAGCUUGGCAUUGAUGCCCACACACUGUCUAAUAUAUUCAACUCCUCGUCUGCCCGUUGUUGGAGCAGCGACACAUAUAAUCCGGUACCAGGUGUCAUGGCAAAUGUGCCUGCCUCCCGUGAUUACAAAGGGGGUUUCUCAUCCCAGUUGCUGACAAAAGACUUGGGAUUGGCGAUUGCAGCUGCUGAGGAAGCUGGAGCAGCAGUCCCUUUAGGUGGACAGAUACUAGAAAUGUAUAAGACCCUUUGCAAAGCUGGGCACAGCACCUUGGAUUUUUCAAGCAUUUUCCAGUACUAUUAUAGCGGCAAAUCUGAGCAGAAUCCAACAGACUGAUGAUGAGUUGCCGCAUGUAGUGGGCUCCCAUGAACACGCAUGAAGAUGCUAGAUGACACUCAAGUGUGCGUAGCAUCAUGUGCAGUGUGAGCCUUUCAGCCCUGAAUUAUUUGUCUUGUGAAAUGAUUAUAUUUUGUACUCAUGUUCACGAUGAUGAAGCAGAUCAAGAGCUUGUAAAUGCAAUAAACAUGGAAUAAAUUACACAUGUCUAGAGAAGUUUUUGGCUCUGAA
This is a messenger RNA of Physcomitrium patens, 1692 nucleotides long. Its product is annotated as putative 3-hydroxyisobutyrate dehydrogenase, mitochondrial. Gene Ontology annotation, biological process: L-valine catabolic process. NCBI's taxonomy places the organism in Eukaryota, Viridiplantae, Streptophyta, Bryopsida, Funariales, Funariaceae. Gene Ontology annotation, molecular function: NADP binding; NAD binding; 3-hydroxyisobutyrate dehydrogenase activity. The record is from RefSeq and is a predicted model, not a curated record.